AUGAAUUCACUGAAGGCAGGUUUGAAAAUCACUCCAUUAGCUGACAGCUUCAAGAAAACAUGCUUAUGUGAAGGAGAACGCGGACUUACACUGUUGCGUUACAAAUCUGGUGGUGACUUUUAUCUACCUGGGCUCAAUAUACCAUAUGUACAGAGAGUUUACUACCAGUCAACAGUGAUUAUUUGUUUCGAUUUCAACACAAAAAGGAUUACUCAAACUAUAUGA
This is a messenger RNA of Trichobilharzia regenti, 225 nucleotides long. NCBI's taxonomy places the organism in Eukaryota, Metazoa, Platyhelminthes, Trematoda, Strigeidida, Schistosomatidae. The record is from the annotation of a GenBank genome assembly.